Messenger RNA from Spizellomyces punctatus DAOM BR117, 2196 nucleotides. RefSeq lists its product as uncharacterized. Gene Ontology annotation, biological process: protein polyubiquitination. NCBI's taxonomy places the organism in Eukaryota, Fungi, Chytridiomycota, Chytridiomycetes, Spizellomycetales, Spizellomycetaceae. Bases 593 to 1765 code for a protein of 390 amino acids. Gene Ontology annotation, molecular function: metal ion binding; ubiquitin protein ligase activity. The transcript has 2 exons. The record is from RefSeq and is a predicted model, not a curated record.
CGUGCCCUAUAUUCCAAUGUCAUCGGUAUGGCAGGCAGCCAACAGUGGGGACCUCGCCACCCUCCGUCGAGCUCUCGACGACGCUGAAAAACGUGGCAAUAUGGCUUUUCGAAAGGAGAUGGAGUGGCAGGACGCUGUAGGCCGGACGCCGAUCAUCGAAGCUGCUAAAUACAAUCACGUUGCGUGUGUUCGGGAACUGUUGAAACGAGGUGCGAAUGUGAGGCAUACAGGUAAGUGUGAGUGGCUUAGUUUGGUGAUGGUGGGAUGACCAUGCAGGAUUCAUGACAUGAUGAUGAAUGCCAUUUGCAUAGUGGAUGGGGGGGUGCUUGCGAGUUGUCUUGCCUUGUUGCAUUUCGCAGCUGUCGCUGCAUUCAUCGACCUUCUACUCUGCCAAUGAGGAGCAGCAGAUGGGCCAUCUUGCAAACGCGUCAUGGCACUGCCGGCAGUCGCCGCUCCCGCCCAACCCACACAAAAGCACAAAAGCAGCAGGGCGGGAAGAAAAGGAACUUGCGCCACUCUCGUCGUUCUCCCCCUCCUCUUCUACUUUGCUAGCUCACUCAGCCAUUUGUAACUAGCUCUCCUCGGCACCGCAAUGGAUUACACGACGCAUCCCGAAAUCAAGGAACUCCUUGCACAGGCUGCUGGCCUAAAGAACAUGGCGAACAUUCCUACGACUUGGCAUCCCCUUCCGCCAGCUGCUCCGCCUCCCGUGUUGAGUGAAAGGGAAGUGGAUGGUGAGCGUAUCCUCCUUCUUCAACAACAGCAACAGGAGAGAAGAUUGAGUGGAAACGGUGGUGAGGUGCGUGGGUUAUGCAGGUUUUGGCAAAAGGGAACAUGUCGCUAUGGUGAUACGUGCUGGUUUAUCCAUGAAGGACAACAGGGAGCGCCAACGUCGCCUUUGCAACAGAAUGUGCAACAGAAUGCCCAAGCUGCCUAUUGUCGGUCUCGGGAUUUGUGUUGGCCUCAGCAUCUGCAACAACUCCAGCAGCAGCAACUACAGCAGUUGCACCAACAGCAACAACUGCCGUAUCAAACACCCAAUCAUUCCCGGACCCAAUCCGCCGGACAAGGCACCUUUUCCUCCUUCCACACUAUCCCACUCUCCCGAAACUCGUCGCGGAGUGUAUGCAGGUACUGGCUCCAAGGUAUCUGCAAUAGGGGCCCCGCAUGCCGCUUCCUCCAUGGCUCAGCGGCUCCAGCCGCCAUUGGAGCCGCCGCCGCCGCCAUUGCGGAACGUAACGCCCUAACAGCCGCACGACCUCGUCCUCGCCCCCGGUCGGCUCCCUACAUUCAAACCCUUCCCCCGUCCAUGGAUGCCAUGUCCACCCAUCCUCAAUUGACGCGACCCCGCCAUUACUCCCACCCAUCCCUCCUGCUCCCGAGUCUACCCACAUCCACAGCAACGUACGAGUCCCUUCUCGAGUCCCUCCCGUCGUCAUCUCCCAUCCCGCCUCUAACGGAAGCCUCUUCUGUAGACUCUUUUGCUCUCCCGUUCGACUUGGAUGAAUAUGACGAUUACUCCGAGGCCGGAUUGGAACUUGGUGGGCUGGAUGAGAAUCAAGUGUUGGGGCUUUUGGCUUCCUCUUUCCCCCCUUCUUCGGCUGCUUUGAUUCCUUCUUUUGCGCCCGUGUCACCUCCUAGUGUCUCGAAACCGGGUUCGGGUGUGCCGCGUUCGAGUGUUCCGCGUUCUGAAAGCGAGAAAUUGUGGAAGGAGGAUAUGUGGGGUGCCAGUGUUUUGAAAGCAUUGGAUCGGUUGGCGUUGUGAAAGUAGUGAAUAGUGAGGGUUGUUUAUUACCUUGGAGUAAAGGUUGAACGUGAAAGAAGGCAAUGAAGAAAAAAAAACACACAAGUAAAUUGGAAAAAGGAAGUGGCAUUAAACAAAAAAGAGGUGGUGAUGGGACUUCUUGGACGAGGCUUUCUGUGUAGAAUUGUUUUGUUUUUUUUGUGUUUCUGUAGGAUUGUAUGCAGGUUGCUUUUUAGCCUUUUUGUUAUUUUUUGUGUAUACCCGGUUGAGGUAGAGUAGCUGUGAGUGGGGGAAGAGGUAGCGGAAAUCAGAAAAAAACAAGGAAAAAAACUUUGAUUGAACAAUCGGGAAAGAUGGAGGGGAGAAAACCACAAAUGUAGAGUACGUUGACCCACCAGGGCUCACCAGUCAGGAGCUGCUGGAAAUAUGAUAUAUUCUUUUGAAAAAUGCAA